AUGCAGCCAAAAAACGAAGCUGAAAAUCGACCACAUGCUCAUCCCAUCCCACCAAGCAGUGUUUAUUCAGAACCGUGGUGGUGCAGUGCUGGGCAUAAUCCCAUCUCCCCAACGGGGACAGGGAGGAAUGCAUCCAACUCAUCUUUGUUAGAAUGCCCAAAUGGUGGGUCAGAGUCUAAUGAUGGUCAAUCUUUGUCCAAUGAUGAGACAAAUGAAGAUGAUGAUGAUGCUACCAAAGAUUCACAUAUUACAUCUCCAAGAUCAGCUGGAAAUUAUGGGCAAGAUCACCGCAAUGUAAAGCACGCUGGAUCGGGUGUACCUACAGUGCGCGAUGAUUGCCUUGCACAACCACCACAGCUUGAACUUGUGGGUCACUCGAUUGCUUGUGCUUCAAAUCCUUAUCAGGAUCCUUAUUAUGGUGGAAUGAUGGCAGCUUAUGGACAUCAGCCUUUGGGAUAUCCUCCUUUUCUUGGAAUGCCACAUGCGAGAAUGCCAUUGCCUCUUGAGAUGGCACAGGAGCCUGUGUAUGUAAAUGCAAAACAAUACCAAGGGAUUCUAAGGCGAAGACAGGCACGUGCAAAAGCAGAACUAGAAAGGAAGCUAAUAAAAGUCAGGAAGCCAUAUCUUCAUGAAUCACGGCAUCAACAUGCUAUGAGAAGGGCGAGAGGUACUGGAGGACGUUUUGCAAAGAAAACUAAUGGUGAUACUUCAAACAGCACUAGACAAGAAAAGGGCAGAGGCUCUGGUCCAGUGCACUCAUCACAAUCCGGCAGUUCAUCGGGCUCAGAACCCUUUCACUCGGAUUCUGCUGAAACAUGGAAUUCCCCCAAUAGUCAACGGGAAGCAAGAGGUUCCCAAGUGCACGAUGCGUAUUCGGCUCAUAAUUAUACAAAUGGUAGUGGCUGCUACCAGCCCCAUGGUGGUUUGCAGGCUUCAAUGUAUCCUUCAUGCUCGGGCAAGAGAGGGGAAGAAGGAGAUUGGAAAGGCCAGCAACGAGGCAACAUAUCUUCGAACCAGGCCUCACAGAGGCGUCUUGCCAUUCAGUGAACCCCUGGAGGCAGAUGCUGUGGACUCUACCCGAAAAGGUACGAGUCCCCCUGGAUCCCUUUGGCAAUGCGUUUGCCAGGCGGCAAUUCAUUCUUGGCUGUGUUCUUGCGCGUGAGGCAUAGAUGUAGGGGAGGAGUGAUGAUGAAGGGUCAUUUGGCUCCUGCGAAGCCCUUUCGACUCUUGAUUGCAUCCUUUCCUAUUUGUGCCUGAUGUACAGAGUAGUUUUCUGUAAUUAGAGGUACAUAUGAGAGACGGAAAUUUAACCAAGUUGGACUCGUGUUUAACAAUCUUGUGUAUUAUGUUUGUCACCUUCAUUUUGAACUGUGCUUGGAAUUUCAAUUGUUUUCGUUUUUUCUG
Molecule: messenger RNA, 1404 nt
Organism: Malus domestica (apple)
Lineage: Eukaryota; Viridiplantae; Streptophyta; Magnoliopsida; Rosales; Rosaceae
Source: RefSeq, a predicted model, not a curated record